AUGAGGACCACGUCGUUCACUCUCGAGGUUUUAGUUCUUCUCUUCCUCACACUGAUCCCGUGGCCGGGACCAUCCGUCUUCAAAAUAACUUGCUCUCGUGACAACUCCAAAAUUGUCAAGAAAGUAAUACAAAACAAGUGGAUACCGGUCUUAGAAAGAUUUCAGGUAAAGCUGCCGUUGGAAUGUCCUUUCCACCCGGCCCGCGACAUCUUUGCGCCACAACAUGCCGCCAAAUUGCAGCACCGCUCCUCACAGUGGACUUGCGCCUUUUGCGGCAAGUCCUUCUACGAGGAGCGACACCUCGACACGCACUUCGACCAGCGACACAAGAACCAGAUUAAUAAGGCAGAAGACGCAGUAUGUCUGGCAGACUACUGCGAUAUUAUGCGCUGCCAAGUUUUGGUGGCGCAUGGUCUGUUGAGUGGCGGCAGUGGUCCGAGCACUGACAUCGAAUUAUGGCAAGAUGCAGAAGCGGCUAGGAAGGCUCUAGCCCCAGCAGCGACGAGGAGCGUCGCCCGAGUGCCUGCAAGACGACGGCAUAGAACUAGGACUCCACCUCCAACGCCUGUAGCGGACUGCCCUAAGACUGACUCUAAUAAUGAGGAACUUGAAACCGAAGAAAAGAAGAGGGAAGAAAACGAAGGUGACACGAACCAAACGGCAGAACUUUGUGACGCAGACACGGUAGAGUCGUCGCUGCCGCCGGACAGUCGGCAGAGACGGCUAGCGGACUUGCAAGCUGAGCGUGCCGCUUGUGAUCCCGCGCACUUACAGAGACUUAAGGUGCGAUGUGAAAAAGUAGUGCACUCCUGCAUCGCAACUCUACUUUUGCAUCUAACACAACACCAAUUCACGGAAUUAGAAGAGGAGAUGCAACGCGCAGUGUGCUGGUACCUGAGCUGUGACCGCUACUGGGAGGACACGGCGCCGGCCGCGCGCGCCUUCCCCUGGCCACUGCUACUCGCACUAGCCACUGGCCUCGCACUCGCCCUCUGCAUGUGCUAUUAUAUUAUAUGGAUUGUUUUUGAGGCUAUUCGAUACCUACGUCUGAGCUCUGAAGAAGGCAGCGUAGCCGGUAGCGGAUCUGUUUCCAUGACAACCCACUCGUCGCCCGCGCGGGAACGCCUCGCCCCCGAGGACGGCUUGGAGGAUGACCACGACGACCACUACAUAUACGUCACGUACCCGCCGGACCUGAAGCGCCGUCUGCUCGAGAGCUGCUACAAUAGAACAACCCGACUU
This is a messenger RNA of Brenthis ino (lesser marbled fritillary), 1242 nucleotides long. Lineage: Eukaryota; Metazoa; Arthropoda; Insecta; Lepidoptera; Nymphalidae. The record is from the annotation of a GenBank genome assembly.